Molecule: messenger RNA, 576 nt
Organism: Prunus avium (sweet cherry)
Lineage: Eukaryota; Viridiplantae; Streptophyta; Magnoliopsida; Rosales; Rosaceae
Product: F-box only protein
Source: RefSeq, a predicted model, not a curated record
UGCUUGCUAAAGGAAAAAAUACAAAGAUAUGAAGCCGACGAAUAUGGAAUAGUGUCGUCUCAUUUUCUUGGUGAGUAGGUGAGUGACCCAGAAAAAGAAAAAGAACUAAUCUAAUCUAAACCCUUAAUCUAUUUAUUAACGGGUCUCCAGUAGUCUCUCAAUAUUUUUGAUUGCCUCAGAGAGAGAGAGAGAGAUGGAGAAAAAGAGAGAGAGUGAGGAGGAUAAGGGAAGGUUAUGCAGGAGGUGCAAACAAAGCUACAGCCCUGCCUCCAACACCCCUUCCUCAUGCCGCUUCCACCCUUCUUUUUUCGUCUGUCGCCGUCAUGACGACCAGAAAAGGUACUAUGAAUUGGGACCCAAAGAUCCGCCAUACGCAGCCAAGUUCUAUGACUGUUGUGGGGCUGAGGAUCCUGAGGCAUCCGGUUGCACUACCAGUUUCCAUGUUUCAUAUGAUGAUGAUUGAUGUAAUAUUAAUAUGUCUCUUUCUUCAUUUCAGUCUUGCACUGUAAAAAUAAAUCUCCAGUAAUCUCCUCCAUUAUAUAUAGACUAAUUUUGAUAUAUAAUUGGGUUUCUUAA